UCCCGGGAUAUAACCCCCUGCUUCAUGGAACCUGGAAGCUCAGUGCUCCCCAAACCAUUCUUGUCUCGCUGACCCAACCAGCCCAGAGCCCCUCUCUGAACCCAGGAUUCCUAUUCCCCCAGCUCCCUGAGACCAGAAGGCAUGAGGCAGCUCCAAACCCUGGCCCUCUUCUUUCUCCUCCUUCAGUUUGGAACAAAGGAGGCAGAGUCAACUACAGCUUGUGGUCAGCCCCGAAUGCUGAACCGAAUGGUAGGAGGCCAGAAUGCCCAAGAGGGGGAAUGGCCCUGGCAGGUCAGUAUCCAGAGGAAUGGGACCCACUUCUGUGGAGGAAGCCUCAUAACGGAUCAGUGGGUCAUGACAGCAGCUCAUUGCUUCUCUAAUACCUCGGAAACUUUCCUGUACAAGGUUCUACUAGGGGCCCAGCAGUUGGUGAAUCCUGGGCCUCAUGCCAUGUAUGCUCGAGUAAAGAGGGUGGAAAGCAAUCCCCAGUAUCAGGGCAUGGCCUCUAGUGCUGACGUGGCCCUGGUCCAGCUGGAGGCUCCAGUGACCUUCACUGACCACAUCCUGCCUGUGUGCAUUCCCAGCCCUGAGGUCAAGUUUGAGGCAGGGAUGAACUGUUGGGUCACAGGCUGGGGCAGUCCCAGCGAGCAAGAUAACCUGCCCAGCCCCCAAAUUCUACAGAAGUUGGCAGUGCCCAUCAUUGACAGACACAAGUGCAACAUCCUCUAUAACAAGGACUCAGAGCAUGGAGUGCUACCCAAAACCAUCCAAGACGACAUGUUGUGUGCUGGUUACGCAGAGGGGAAGAAAGAUGCCUGCAAGGGUGACUCCGGGGGACCCCUGGUCUGCCACAUUGGUGACUCUUGGCUCCAGGCUGGAGUGAUCAGCUGGGGAGAAGGCUGUGCCCGCCGCAACCGGCCAGGAGUCUACAUCCGAGUGGCUUCCCAUCACGCCUGGCUCCACAGGAUCAUCCCAGAACUGCAGUUCAAGUCUGGCUCUGACAGGAAGAGGGGGCCCCGGGGCCAACAGACCUCCAAACUAAAUUUUGCUCCUGGCUUGGCCGCCCAUACCCUGCUCCUCGGCCUCACUGUUCUGCUCACCUUUUGAGCCGAACCAGACCCACCUGGGCCAAGGCAGAGGCCUGAGGAUUAGAGGCUCUGGCCACUCGAUUGCCUGUCCGUGCUUGGCCCGCCCUGUUAGCCCACGGGAAUGUGAACUGAAAGGGAAUCUGCCUGGAAACUUCAGAGCCCAGACACUGGAGCUAGUGAAAAGGAGGAUCCCACUGCUAUUCUACUGGGAGCAUGCUCCCUUAAGGGCAGGCUGGCACUGCAGGGAGUAGCCAGGGUACCAUCUUCCCUUCACAAGUCAACACUGUAUAUUUGUAAAUAUCCCUUCUGUUCUUCAUAAGCCUAUUUUUAUUAUAUUCGCCCAUUAAUAAAGCCCACAUUCUCCAUUC
This is a messenger RNA of Vombatus ursinus (common wombat), 1456 nucleotides long. RefSeq names its product serine protease 27-like. Gene Ontology annotation, biological process: proteolysis. The transcript is spliced from 6 exons. Bases 142 to 1107 code for a protein of 321 amino acids. Lineage: Eukaryota; Metazoa; Chordata; Mammalia; Diprotodontia; Vombatidae. The record is from RefSeq and is a predicted model, not a curated record. Gene Ontology annotation, molecular function: serine-type endopeptidase activity.